Molecule: messenger RNA, 723 nt
Organism: Plectropomus leopardus (leopard coralgrouper)
Lineage: Eukaryota; Metazoa; Chordata; Actinopteri; Perciformes; Serranidae
Source: RefSeq, a predicted model, not a curated record
UAUUCUUUCUCAUUUAAUAUCUCUGCCACAUGAUGACGCCAUUACGUUCGACGUCGCUUUGAAGCCAGCCAGCCAAUCACCUGACGCGGUUCAAGGAGAGUCCCGCAGUGCUUCCGUGUUGACGCAGCUGCUGCUUCGUCUUUCGUAAAAAAAAAACUCCAGAUUUUUGGUUUCUGUCCCCGCGUCUGUCUCCGGGAGGACACCGGCGGAGAUGAACAGCGUCGGGGAGGCCUGCACCGACCUGAAGCGGGAGUACGAUCAGUGCUUCAACCGCUGGUUCGCGGAGAAGUUCCUGAAGGGGGACCGGAGCGGAGACCCGUGCACCGAGAGCUUCCGGCGGUACCAGCGCUGCGUGCACGCGGCCAUCAAGGACAAGGACAUCCCCAUCGACGGAGUGGACUUCAUGGGUCCCAACAAGGACAAGCCCGAGAGCUGAUCCAUACCGAUCGACCGCACCGAGACCAGUACACCGGGGGACCGGGGAAGAGGUCCACGAGGCCCACCGCGCAUGCGCAGAGACGCUGGAGUGUGUGCUGAUGAAACACACACACACACACCUGAAUUAUUCUGAUAUUAUUUCUGAUUAUUGUUUUCCUCUCAGAGCUGAUGCUUUUAUUCUGGAGUUUAUUUAUGGUGAAUGUGGAGCCGAAACACGUCGAUUAAUCGAUCAGCGGCUGAUCUAAUCGAUCGAUUAUCGCAGACUCGGCUCGUCCUCUGCUGCAG